This is a messenger RNA of Xiphophorus hellerii (green swordtail), 2309 nucleotides long. Its product is annotated as 5-hydroxytryptamine receptor 3A-like. NCBI's taxonomy places the organism in Eukaryota, Metazoa, Chordata, Actinopteri, Cyprinodontiformes, Poeciliidae. Gene Ontology annotation, molecular function: transmembrane signaling receptor activity; extracellular ligand-gated monoatomic ion channel activity. The record is from RefSeq and is a predicted model, not a curated record. Gene Ontology annotation, biological process: monoatomic ion transmembrane transport. Gene Ontology annotation, cellular component: membrane. Bases 1 to 1473 code for a protein of 490 amino acids. The transcript has 10 exons.
AUGGGCAAAGCCAACACCUUGCCCGUCGGGAAGUGCCUGGACUUCAUAGAAAUGCUGCUGAGAGACUUCAUUCUUCACUUCCUCCUCAUAGUUGUAGAAGUGGCUUCCUCUGGAAAAGUGUGUAGUUAUCAGGAGGUCUUAGACUACCUGAACCUGAGCAGAGGCAAUGAGCUGUUUUCCUUGACCCGACCUGUGAAAGAUUUCAGAAAAGCCACAAAGGUGCAUCUGGAAGUAUUGCUGUACGCUAUCCUGGAUGUGAGAGAGAUUGACCAGACAUUUGUACCAUAUGUUUGGAUAAUUAUGCACUGGCAGAAUGACUUCAUUUCCUGGGAUUCCAGUCAAUUCUGUAACAUCACAAAGGUUACUAUUCCCACAGAUAUUCUGUGGAAGCCAGAUCUCACCAUUGAAGAAAUGACAGAAAGGGAUAAAGCCCCUCCAAGUCCUUACCUCACCAUCACCAGCAGUGGUACAGUCUUGGUCCAGAAUGAUCAGGUGCUGGUCAGCACAUGCAUGAUGCAGGUUUACAAAUUCCCAUUUGAUGUUCAGAGCUGCACUCUCUCAAUUAAAUCAGUUGUUCACUCCGUUGAGGAAAUUAACCUGUUGCAUACCUUGAACUCCUCAGUGACUACUAAUUGGUCACGUGAGUUGAUGAGCACGCAGUAUGAGUGGCUGUUUGUUAACAUAACAGUUACCACCAAAACGGUUAAACCAUUCGGAUCCCAGCAAGACACCAUUAUUUACACUAUCUAUAUGAAAAGGAGAUCUAUACUCUACAUCGUCAACUUCCUGCUGCCUGUCCUCUUCUUCUUGUGCCUGGAUUUGUCCUCCUUCCUGAUCUCAGAUAGAGGUGGUGAGAAGAUCAGCUUCAAGGUCACGGUGCUGCUGGCUGUCACCGUGAUGCAGCUCAUUCUUAAUGACAUUCUGCCGUCAUCGUCAGACAAGAUCCCACUGAUUGCGGUCUACUGCAUUGGGAUUUUUACGCUGAUGUUCCUCAGCCUCCUGGAGACAAUCUUGAUGAUGUAUCUGAUGGACAUCGAGUCUGAAUCCCAGGAAAAUGAGAUGAACAAACGACACAGUUUGGAAGACGGUUGUGGAGACAGUCAAGAUAGAGACGCCAACUACCAAAGCUGUGAGAAAGGUAGGAGUAGCAGCUUGUGGGCUCUGGGCUUUUAUGGCCUGCUGUCUAAUUAUAAUUUUUUUUUAGAAUCUCAGUUUUUAACCAGGUCAUCAUCUUUCCAGGGCUGCGGCAGCCGACUGACGGAGCAGCUGCAGGAGUUUCAAAACUUCUCAGAUGGACUGAAGGAGAUAACAAGGAUGCUGUCUCUGCUUGUGAACAACGCCAAGGAAGAAAGGAAGCCUGGCUUUUGGACCAGAAAGAUUAAAAUCAUCAACCGAGCUUACUUUAUACUCUAUGUAACAGCUUCCAGCUUGUUCUUGGGCCUCAUGUUUUCCAUCUGGACUGCUGAUGAAUAAGGUUUCUGUUUCAGGCUCAGAUACAUUUAGUUUUAGUUUAUGCAAAUUUAAAAGUAAACUUGUUUUGAUAUAGUUAUUUAAAUGCCCAAUAGGUAUCAGUCGUCUUCUGCUGUUAAAGCAACCGGGUUUCUUUAACACUUCAGCAGCAUUGUGGGCUGAAUGAGGCCGUGAUUUACGAUUAUCCGAGAAAACCGAAUUUGGGUUUUUUUUACUGAAAGUAAGCCAAUGUUAACAAAAUGAACAGGAAGAAACAUACAAUGUAUACAUAUAUAAAUGUAUCUUGUGUGUUAUGAUUAUACGAGUUUCACUUUUUAAGCUUAAUUAAACGCACUGAUAAAUCAAUAUUAAAAAUGCAGCUGUAUUUUAAGAAAUAACCUUAAAAAUAUGCAAACAUGAUAUAUAUGCACAAACAAAAAGAACUUAAAUCUGAUUGAAAUAGAUAUCCAGCAUCUUUUAUUUAAGUAAAAUCAAUAUCAAAAGAACUUUCAUGUUUUUGUUUCAGGAAGAAGCUAAUUAAAUUGUCUUCAACAGCUAAUUGAAGGCAAUCUAUCUUGUCUUCAUCAUAAAUUAAAUAACCAAAUGUGGAAAUAUAUAUCAUGAGAAGCUCAUAUGUGUAAAGUAAAUUUAAAUUAUAAUUUCAUUACAAUCUUCAGAGCAAUAUUACAACAUCAACACUCAAAGCUAACAACGUUUUAAAAAUAUGUUGGAAUAAAAUCCCUAAAAUUCUUCCUUUUUUUUGUAUAAACAGUUAAUGUGGCUGAUUUAACACAAAGUGAUGAAGACCGAAUAAAACCCACCUACUCCGAUAUUUACAAAGUGCAUCCAACACCACAAAU